Molecule: messenger RNA, 1359 nt
Organism: Thunnus maccoyii (southern bluefin tuna)
Lineage: Eukaryota; Metazoa; Chordata; Actinopteri; Scombriformes; Scombridae
Gene: hic2
Product: hypermethylated in cancer 2
Biological process (GO): regulation of transcription by RNA polymerase II
Cellular component (GO): nucleus
Molecular function (GO): protein binding; DNA-binding transcription factor activity, RNA polymerase II-specific; RNA polymerase II cis-regulatory region sequence-specific DNA binding
Source: RefSeq, a predicted model, not a curated record
AUGAAGCAGCCAAAUUACACCAAACAGCUUUUGUUGCAGCUGAACCAGCAACGAUCCAGAGGAUACUUGUGUGACGUGAUCAUCGUGGUGGGAAACGCUCUCUUCAGGGCUCACAAGAACAUCCUGGCAGCCUGCAGCAGCUAUUUUAACUCCCUGCUGCUGCGAGACAACGUGAUCGCCCUGGACACACAGAUGGUAAAGGCCCCGGUGUUCAGACAGGUUCUAGACUUCAUCUACACAGGCCAGCUACCUUCCUCUCACCAUGUUAGUGAUCAAGGUGUGUCUGCCCUCCUCAGAGCCGCUUCCUAUCUGCAGCUGUCAGGCUUGGCGGCUCUCUGCCGCAGGAAACUUAAACCCCGCAGGCCGAGCAACCCGCCAUCCUCCACCACCUCUUCCUUAACCCCAGACGGCCAACCACGAGUCACCCACAGCUACCGCUCAGGGUCCACGGAGGACAGAAAGAGUCAUAAACAGAUGCAGGUUGAGCUCCAGAGGAAGGAUCUGUCAGAGGAGGAGCUUUUUACAACGAGAUGUGCGUCUCCUGAGUCAGUUGAGAUGAAUGACAGUGUUGAAACGAGGCUGAGACUGGAGCUGAUCGGAGGGAGUCCAUCAUCCAGCAGCCUGCAGCAGAGCCCCCCACCCUCCAGCAGCAACAGCACCUCAUCUGAUGAUAACACUGAGCAGUGGUACCCAACGCUGACCACUGAUUCCCAGCAAAUGGCAGCAUACAAGAGGCCCCGAUCCAGCAGGGACGACUGUUUGGAAGGAAGCAUUGGAACAAAAAGACAGGAAGUGGAAGGUGGAGAGCUGGAGCUGGAGGACCAUGCCGAGGUUAGAGAGGAAGAUUUGGCCUUAAAUAAUGAGCUGGAUGGAAACACGCAGGUGAGCUACAUCUACCAUCAACCACAGCCUGGGUUUGCUUUGCGGGGCAGCUUGUACAUGUGCAUCCCUUGUGGGGAAGGUUUCCCAAGCUCAGAGCAGCUUAUCACUCACGUAGAGUCGCUCGCACAGCUAGAGGAGGAUGCAGAGGAGGGAAUUCUCAUUAAAGUGGAUGUCGAGGAUCCGGAGAGGUUUACGGACAUGAGGCCGAGCUGUUACGUGUGCUCGGUCUGCAGUCAGAGCUACGUGGACGCCGCUUUGCUGAAGCAGCACGAGAGGAGCCAUAGGUCGUUCUCCUGCGACCUCUGCGGGAAGAUGUUCACCCAGCGCGGCACCAUGACGCGCCACAUGCGCAGCCACCUCGGGCUCAAGCCCUUCGCGUGCGAUGAGUGCGGCAUGCGCUUCACGCGGCAGUACCGCAAAAUGGAGCACAUGAGGAUUCACACGAGAGAGAAACCGUACGAGUUUGGUGGAAAGUAA